UAUAUAUAUAUACAAAACAAAAGAUCGCUAGUGGUUGUGUAGUUCUCUCUCACCUCUCUCCCAAAUUGAGAACACAAUUAAUUGAAGCAGAAUUCAUUGUCGCGGAUUGGAGUAUUUUAGUAAUUAAUUAUUUAUAUUUAUAGUUGUGUGUAGAGAGGGUUGUUUGGUUGGAGAUCGAGGUACUGUUCUUGAUAUGGAUUUUCGAAGGACAGAAGCAGUAGAGGAGGCAGAAGAAUGGCGGGUUUAUUCUCACUAGGAGGUAGAGGGAACAACAACAACAACGAAGAGGAAAUUCCUCCCCCUCCUGAUACCUUAUACUGGUAUAACAACAAGAAUGAUGAUGUUUCUUCUUAUCACCGAGGAGGUAGCUUUGAGCUAUGGAACCAACAGCAGUUACAGCACCAACAACAACACUUUAUGGGUCAGCCUCCUCCACAACCACGACCUCUCUUUCACCAAGAUCUAUACUCCGCCUUGGGUGUUGGACCCAGCAGACCCUUAUCCGACGAUCAGUCAUCGUCAAGAUCCAGCUUCAUGGUGGGAGGAAGCGGGAGUGGAAGCGGUGGAAUUAGCUGUCAGGACUGUGGGAACCAAGCUAAAAAGGAUUGCCCUCACAUGCGGUGCAGAACAUGCUGCAAGAGCCGGGGCUUCGAUUGCCAGACCCAUGUCAAGAGCACAUGGGUUCCCGCUUCACGCCGCCGUGAGAGACAACAACAACUCUCUGCGUUGCAACAAAACAUGGAAACUUCUGGAGACCUUCCCAGAAGACAGAGAGAAAGAGAUCAUAAUAACCCCACCUCCUCUUCUCCACUUGCUUGCACUCGCUUGCCUUCCAAUCCCUCCUCUUCAGGGUUAGAGGAGGUCAAUUUCCCGGCGGUGGUGAGAUCUUCUGCGGAGUUCAGGUGCGUACGUGUGAGCUCGAUAGAUGAGGCGGAGGAGGAGUAUGCAUACUCAACGGCUGUGAACAUAGGAGGGCAUGUGUUCAAAGGGAUUUUAUAUGACUAUGGUCCAGAAGGUAACAGUAACUUCUUGGGUGGUGCUGGGGAAAGCUCCUCCACUGGUGUUGGAGGUUUGAACCUCACUACUGGUGCCGUUGUCUCAGAGCCACUCCUUGAUCCUUCUUCCUUGUAUCCAGCUCCUCUUAACACCUUCAUGCCUGGUAGUGGUACGCAAUUCUUCCCUCACCCACGAUCUUGAACAAACAAAAGCCAAAACAAAGCAAACAAACAGAAUUUUUAUGUUGUUUUUAUGUUUUUAUUUACUGCAUCUUCACUGUCCAACUUCGGUUUUUUAACUAUUUAUGAUCAUCUUGUAGUCUGAAAUUGAUGCUCAUUCAUUCCAAUAGGCUGAGAAUGAAAAAAAAAAAAAUUGAAAAGAAAAGAAAACGCAGACCUGUCAGCGUUUUGUUUUUUAUGCAAAUGCAAAUCAUCAAUGCUUAAUUAGUCUGAAAA
Vigna radiata var. radiata (mung bean) is the source of this 1451-nucleotide messenger RNA. RefSeq names its product protein SHI RELATED SEQUENCE 1. Gene Ontology annotation, cellular component: nucleus. Lineage: Eukaryota; Viridiplantae; Streptophyta; Magnoliopsida; Fabales; Fabaceae. The coding region runs from base 235 to 1197 and encodes 320 amino acids. The transcript is spliced from 2 exons. The record is from RefSeq and is a predicted model, not a curated record. Gene Ontology annotation, biological process: positive regulation of DNA-templated transcription. Gene Ontology annotation, molecular function: DNA binding; DNA-binding transcription factor activity.